AUGACCAGUUUUGCUGAUGAUCCCAUCGACGAGGCAGACCAGUCGGCGGUGAUAGCCAAGCUCCAGAGCAAGAUUCUGAAAGACUUGGUGUUCUACACCAACAGAUUGUGCUUCUUGUUCCUAAUCCAAACCCCACUUCUUAUCUUUGCUCCAAAGGCAAUGCACAAAUCUGUUGGUGCAGGCGUGCCUAUAGUGUCCCGGAUUCUCUCCCUCCUUUGUUUCUUCAGCAUCUUGCUCACCUGUAUCGACCUCAAGUACGAUCCCAAGGAUUUGCAAAGCACUUUUGAGAGCCUGUUGGAAACCUCGCGGCGUUUGUCAUCAGUCCGGUCCAUGUUAAGCCGCAACAGUGGCUAUAUAUUCAACAAGUACUGCAUCAACGGGACGAAUGUGCUAAUGAUGGCCUUAGUCUGUCUCUCAAACUGGAGAUUUUACCAGCUGGAGAGUGGGUCGGCAUUGGCUGCUUGGGUUCGCAGUUACUACAUGUUGUGUGUAGUUGACUUUGUCAUCGGGCUUUUUGUCAAGCGAUGGUUCGGAGGGUUGAUGAGCGAUGUUGGCGAGUUGGAGAAAUUAAAGUACCACUUUAAGAGUGUUUGAGGGA
Molecule: messenger RNA, 598 nt
Organism: Babjeviella inositovora NRRL Y-12698
Lineage: Eukaryota; Fungi; Ascomycota; Pichiomycetes; Serinales
Exons: 1
Coding region: 1-594 (197 amino acids)
Source: RefSeq, a predicted model, not a curated record